ACGCGACCGCGACCUCGGCGUCGGCUCCCUCCGCGGCUCCCCGGGCCUCCACCCCUCCUCGCGGCGCUCGAGGGACCAUGGCGGAUCCUCGCGUGAGGCAGAUCAAGAUCAAAACCGGCGUCGUAAAGCGAUUGGUCAAAGAAAAAAUGAUGUAUGAAAAAGAAGCAAAACAACAAGAAGAAAAGAUUGAAAAAAUGAAAGCUGAAGAUGGUGAAAAUUAUGCCAUUAAAAAGCAGGCAGAGAUACUGCAGGAGUCCCGGAUGAUGAUCCCAGAUUGCCAGCGCAGGUUGGAAGCUGCAUAUACUGAUCUUCUGCAGUUAUUAGAGAGUGAAAAAGACUUGGAAGAAGCUGAGGAAUAUAAGGAAGCACGUUUAGUAUUGGAUUCAGUGAAGUUAGAAGCCUGAAGUUUUGCCGUGCAGGGUGUUUUUUUCAUUAAAUCCUGAGAUCCAUUCCACAAUUCAUUAUUUUUGACCACUGCUCUAUGUUCAAGUAGUAUAAGAAUGUGAUUCUUUUUAUGCAGUUGCGUAUAUUUUUCUUUGCCUAAUUUAAUGUGUCAAAUAAAUGAGUUCGUCUAAUAAAA
This is a messenger RNA of Nyctereutes procyonoides (raccoon dog), 580 nucleotides long. Its product is annotated as tubulin-specific chaperone A. Gene Ontology annotation, biological process: post-chaperonin tubulin folding pathway; tubulin complex assembly. Gene Ontology annotation, cellular component: cytosol; microtubule cytoskeleton. The coding region runs from base 78 to 404 and encodes 108 amino acids. The transcript has a single exon. Lineage: Eukaryota; Metazoa; Chordata; Mammalia; Carnivora; Canidae. The record is from RefSeq and is a predicted model, not a curated record. Gene Ontology annotation, molecular function: beta-tubulin binding.